CGUGUGCGCAUGCGCCUCUGCCGGUGUCCGGUGUCAGCAGCUGUUCGCUCCAUAACGGAAUCUCCACGGGACUGUAACAUGGAUCUAUAACGGAGAUUUACCCACGCGGGAAUACCCGAGCAGACCCCGACCAGACACGGAGCGAUCCGGACCGACCAGCCCAGUCCUCCCCGCUGUUCAUCUGAAGCCCCGGGUCGGGAGCUAACGGGUAACAGCUAAGUGACAGCCGCGGACAGCUGUUAUCUAACAGGCCACGCCGCUCCUGUGCAGCUCCAGCCGAUCAUCCGCGGUAUUUUGGGGAUUUAAAGGAGCGUCCGAGCCGGGGAGUCUCUGCACUGGACCGCCCUCUGAGGCGGACUCUACCGGACCAAACCAAGGCUAAAGGCUAACUACUACCAGAACAUCCUGCUUUGGCUCGGUUCGGGAAACAGUUGGCAGGAUGUUGAUAGCCGUAGGAGCAGGGCCUGGGAACCCAGCCGGUCCCACCAAGAAACACCGAAAACGAGGAAAGAAACACAAGAAAAGCAAAGCAGAUGAAGCCAGUGACACCACAAUACAGGCGAUUAACCAAUCAGAGAAAAACAUGGUCUCUGUCAACAAGCAUGGCAGCUUACACAUAAAAAGGGGGACAAAUAACACAGAGGACUGAGUAACAGGACAGAUUUCUGCAGAAUCAGCCUGACGAGAUCUGCCAACUCCAAAAUAUGAACAAUGACAACAACCAGCACGAAAACAACAUUACGCCACAAAUUACUCACGAAAGUACAUCUCCAGCCCUCGAUAUACCUUCUAGCAACGAAGAUCAGACAACUUAUAACUACGAAAUGCAGCAAUUGUCUAAUCAUGAUGAAGAACAGCCAACUUUUAAGCAUGAGGAAAUCUACCAAACAACACAAGAACCAGAAAAUAAUUAUGGAACAGAUUCCGCUGAAGAGAAUAAUAAUUAUAGGGAUACUUCUCCACACUAUCCCAAGUUACAGACUGAAAAAACACAUGCACAAAAUAACAUUGAAUCUUUAUCCCUUCCUCGGCCCAUCACUGUAAAUAACCCACAAUUAUGUUCAGACACAGAAACUCGUACAUUAUCUUCAGACAAUGGCAUCGAACAUCAAGCGAUGCCUUUUCCUGAUUCCUCUGUACCAGCCAAACAUCACAACCAAUCAUCUCCUUGCAAAUCUCCAAGCCCCACCCACAGCCGAUCUCCAAGCCCAUCCCAUGAACUCUGCCCUUCUCCGGAUGAUGAUUCAACGCUAAAUCUCUCCUCAUCGCCGUACAGGAAUGAGGAAAACGAGAUCCCUAGCUUGUGUUAUGUCAGAUCCAAUUCGCCAAUCGAUUUUGAGGCAGAAGCGUUAAAAUUUGCGGCAAAUUACAGCACUAAAACUGUGCCGACUCCUCCCUUAAGUCCAGAGCAUGAGCACUUCCUGCUGAGCUCCGUCACCUUCACCUCCACGGUCUCCUCUCACCUGUACUCUCCACUCUGCGCAUCUUCCACAUCCUUUUUACGCUCCUUCGAUUCUCUUCCUCCUUCCUUGGGACUGCCUCCGAUGAUGUCGCUCGCCCCACCCACUCCUCUGCUGGCCCCACCUCCUCCUCUUCUGGCCACACCCCCUCCAGCACUGAGCCCACCCCCUCUUGAGUUUACCCCGCCUCCGACACAGCUCCUGGGGUCUGACGAUGAGGAGCAGGAGGACCCUUCAGACUACUGUAAAGGUGGUUAUUACCCGGUGAAGAUCGGAGACCUGUUUAACGGCAGGUACCACGUUGUGAGGAAACUAGGCUGGGGUCACUUCUCCACUGUCUGGCUCUGCUGGGAUCUUCAGAGGAAGCGCUUUGUUGCACUGAAGGUGGUAAAGAGCGCUCCACAUUACACUGAGACAGCCAUUGAUGAGAUCAAACUGCUCAGAUGUGUGAGAGACAGUGACCCUUCUGACCCACACAGAGAAACCAUUGUUCAGCUCAUUGAUGACUUCAAGAUCUCAGGCGUCAACGGCGUCCAUGUGUGUAUGGUGAUGGAGGUGUUGGGACAUCAGCUUCUCAAAUGGAUUAUUAAGUCCAACUACAUGGGCCUGCCCCUGGUCUGUGUCAAGAGCAUCAUCAAACAGGUGCUGCAGGGCCUGGACUACCUCCACACUAAAUGUAAGAUCAUCCACACAGACAUAAAGCCGGAGAACAUCCUGCUGCAGGCGGACGAGGUCUACAUCCGCAGACUGGCAGCAGAGGCCACAGUGUGGCAACGAGCUGGAGCCCCGCCCCCCUCAGGCUCAUCAGUAAGCACGGCUCCCAGGGACCUCCAGAGUGGCAAACUGUCCAAGAACAAGAGAAAGAAGUUAAAAAGAAAAGCCAAACGACAACAGAAACUGUUAGAGGAAAGGCUUGUAGAUAUUCAGAAAAUGGAGGAAGAAGAUGGAUUCUACCCGCCAGAUGAAACUGACAACGGUUCCCACAUGGUGAACGGCAAUGCCCCAACUUCAUCCAAUCACAAGGCGAGUCCUGAGUCAUCCUCUUCCUGGUUGGAUGACAGGUGCAAUGGUCACGCCCCCGGCAGAUUCUCUAGCCCCGCCUCCGGACUCUCUGGGUUUUCUAGCUCUGUGAUGUCUGCAACAUCAGAGUCAGCUGUUUCUACACAGUCGGGUUAUUCCAGUGGCAAAGAUGUAUUUACUGCAUCAGACUUCGUGCUGAGUCCUCUUGAUCCACAAAACGCAGACAAAAUCAAAGUGAAGAUCGCUGACCUGGGAAACGCCUGCUGGGUGCACAAACACUUCACAGAGGACAUCCAGACAAGGCAGUACCGAGCCGUGGAGGUUCUGAUCGGAGCAGAGUAUGGUCCUCCGGCUGAUAUCUGGAGCACAGCCUGCAUGGCAUUUGAAUUGGCAACAGGAGAUUAUCUGUUUGAGCCACACUCAGGAGAGGACUACACCAGGGAUGAAGACCACAUUGCACACAUCAUUGAGCUGCUGGGACCACUGCCUAUACCCUUUGCUCUUUCUGGAAGAUACUCCAGGGAGUACUUCAACAGGAGAGGAGAGCUGCGCCACAUCUCGUCCCUGAAGCCCUGGGGUCUGUUCGAGGUGUUGCUGGAGAAGUACGAGUGGCCUCUGGACCAGGCGGCUCAGUUCAGUGACUUCCUGUUGACCAUGUUAGAGCUGGAGCCAGAGAGGCGAGCUACAGCCAAACUCUGUCUACAGCACGCCUGGCUACAAGACUGACACUCCGCCUCCUAGAGGGGAGGAGGAACUACUACACGCCAGGCUAAGAAAAAAACUGAAAAACUGAAACUUUAAAUAUAUAUUUACAUAAACUCUACCACGACCGCUCCAUAGAGGAUGCUGGCUCCAGACAGAAACAAAAAUAUAUUUCUAUACAAGCAACUCACUACAGCCCCCAGUGGAGGGGGCGUUGAACUGCAGGUAUUUCCCUGUUGCCAGGAUCCUUGUUCUGGAGUCAGCCCACAGAUGGAGAGUCCUGGGUUAAUGCACGAAAAAACUUCGGAAUAUUUUUUGGUGAAUGCGUGGUACUGCUUUGUAUGUUGAGAUGUAAUACAGUUUCAAAUUCAACCAUUUCAUGAACGGAAAAUGUAAGUAAUUUUUCAUGUGGUAUGGCGUAUGGCCAUAGGACUUGAACUAGUGCAUUUCUUUGUGAAUUUGCACCUGGCUACAAACAGAGUAGGCAAAAGGUGAAGAUUUAGGCACUGCAAUUGUUACAUCACUGAUUAUGUAUAGCACAGCUGUGACGGAUCCUGGCACAUGGAGCAAAACCUGGAUUUAAAGGACUGAAUGAACGUCUAGAAUCAAAACUAAAUAUAUUUACACACAAACUCUACCACCACCAUCGCCCCCUAGAGGAGAAGAAGAGACAGGGACAAGGAGAUUUACUUGUGACAGUGUUUCUGCUUCUUGUUUAUUUAUUUAUUCUGUUUGAAGGCACUGAUUUGAAACUAUGGGCAGAGAUAUACUUGCCAUUAAGACAAAAGUAUUAAGGAAAAAGUAUUUGAUGUUCUCAUUUCAUUGUUGUGUCCUGUGUGAAUGCCUUGGUAUGAUUGCGGAACUGAAUGCCAUGUCUAAAUCGUGACAUAACUUUGAAUGCAGAGUAAAAUUCUAUAGAAGGCUGAUAUUGUUACGGUUUCAUGUUUGGUUUUUUUCAUAUUGUCAAAACAGCAAGUAUAUCUUUGAGUCCAAAUUUGGCGCUUGCUUACUGAGAAAAAAUCAAUUUACUAUUUACACAAUUUAAGUAAAGGAUUUGGGGAAAAUACAUGUUGCUGUAUAUCUGGAUUUAAGAUUUAACGUUUAAAUUUGACUCUUUUUAUGUACAUUUUGUGCAAUGGUUUUGAGCUCUUCCUUGUUACUCACCGGUUUAUUUCUGGCUGUUGUUUCACAAGAGUGCUUCAUCUCGAUUACAGUGUUAGAGCAGGGGGUCUUGAAAACAAUACAGGCCCCAAAGCUGCUGCCUGUGUCUACCUUUUUCUCAAAUUCUCUCAUAUAGGACAGUUAAAUCGCCCAGUUUAUCUGAACAUGUGUGUUUAUGGAAGAAUUCUGAAAUUAAUUUACUUUUUUUUUUAUUAUUAUGAUGUCUUUAUGUGAAAUUUGUUUUGUGUGUGUCCUCAAUUUAUAUGUGAAAAUGCAUCUCAUAUGGUCACUGUAUUUUUUUCUCAUACUGUAUUUUUUUUUAUAUAUAGACAGAGAAAUAAAAGAGAAACUCUAAAAGCAAAGGCAUUUAUAGACACGUAAAAAUGGAAUUACAACAAAUAAUUUAAUCAGUUGCUUUAAGAGAAGAGGAGAGCACUUUUGUGAAACCACAUUUUGAAUAUUGUUUCGAGUAGCGGGUACCUUCAUUUCUCCACACCUGUAUCUCCGCCCUUUGGCCCUUGACCUCCGACCUCUCCCGUUGCCGUGUGGAUGAGUGACCAGUGCCUUGAUAUGCCCUCUGACCCCUGACAUCAUGGGUUCUUUUGUACGUGUGUGUGUUCAGUGUGAAUAAUGAUACUGUCAAUUCAAUAAAGAUCAGAAUGAAAGCACA
Boleophthalmus pectinirostris (great blue-spotted mudskipper) is the source of this 5013-nucleotide messenger RNA. RefSeq names its product SRSF protein kinase 3 (gene srpk3). Gene Ontology annotation, biological process: spliceosomal complex assembly; regulation of mRNA processing; protein phosphorylation. The record is from RefSeq and is a predicted model, not a curated record. The coding region runs from base 705 to 3206 and encodes 833 amino acids. Gene Ontology annotation, molecular function: ATP binding; protein kinase activity. The transcript is spliced from 18 exons. Lineage: Eukaryota; Metazoa; Chordata; Actinopteri; Gobiiformes; Gobiidae.